AUGGAGGAAAAGGACUACUCCACCGAUCCUGAAUGGGCUGAUAUCACCCCAAUUCCCCUGGACGAUGGCUCCAACUCCGGAGCAUCCCCGCUGGCUACCAUUGCCUACCCACCCGAGUAUCUCGAGGUGACAUCGUAUCUGCGCGCCGUGAUGGCUGCAAAUGAAAUGUCCGAGCGGGCGUUGAAGUUGACGGAAGACGUGAUCUCGAUGAACCCGGCUCAUUACACCGUAUGGAUCUACCGAGCCAAGAUCCUUUUCGCGCUCGAAAAGGACCUGGGUGAAGAAUUGGAAUGGCUGAAUCAAGUGUCGCUUAAAUAUCUCAAAAAUUACCAGAUCUGGGGCCACCGUCAAGCCCUCAUGUCCUCACGGACACAUUUCCCCGAACUUCCAGCAAAAGAGCCGGACUUUUUAAUGGAAAUGUUGGCUCAAGACGCAAAGAACUACCAUGUCUGGACAUACCGACACUGGUUAGUACGUCAUUACCGAUUGUGGGACUCGCCACGCGAGCUCGAGGACGUCGAGGCCCUGAUCAAGGCUGACGUGCGCAACAACUCCGCGUGGAACCACCGGUACAUGUUGUGUUUUGGACCGCGUGAGAACGAGCCCGACGCCGGCAUGGUCAAUGCGGGAAACGCGCAGACCACGCCUGCCGAGAAGGGCGUGCAGUCUGUUGUUGAUGAAGACGUUGUUGAUGGAGAGUUGCGUUACACGCAGGAGCAGAUCUUACGGGCGCCUGAGAACCGGAGUCCCUGGUGGUAUGCCCGUGGAGUGUUCCAUGCAGCUAAUAGAAAGCUGGCUGAGUGGGAGGGGUUUGUCUCUCAGUUUGUCUCGGCGGACGGUGACUCUGUCAAGAGCAGCCAUGCUGUUGAGUGGCUGGCUGAUGUGUAUGCCGAGGUUGGAGGGCAGAGUGCCAAGGCAGCGGAUAUGCUUACCCUGCUGAAGGAGAAGUAUGAUCCGAUUCGGAAAAACUACUGGGACUAUCGGAUUCGCCAGCUGGAUGUGGUGUCUGCAUGA
Molecule: messenger RNA, 1014 nt
Organism: Penicillium lagena
Lineage: Eukaryota; Fungi; Ascomycota; Eurotiomycetes; Eurotiales; Aspergillaceae
Gene: ramB
Product: bifunctional protein farnesyltransferase/protein geranylgeranyltransferase
Exons: 3
Coding region: 1-1014 (337 amino acids)
Biological process (GO): protein geranylgeranylation; protein farnesylation
Cellular component (GO): cytoplasm; CAAX-protein geranylgeranyltransferase complex; protein farnesyltransferase complex
Molecular function (GO): CAAX-protein geranylgeranyltransferase activity; protein farnesyltransferase activity
Source: RefSeq, a predicted model, not a curated record